Molecule: messenger RNA, 840 nt
Organism: Helianthus annuus (common sunflower)
Lineage: Eukaryota; Viridiplantae; Streptophyta; Magnoliopsida; Asterales; Asteraceae
Product: cyclin-dependent kinase F-4
Exons: 1
Coding region: 1-840 (279 amino acids)
Biological process (GO): protein phosphorylation; intracellular signal transduction
Cellular component (GO): nucleus; cytoplasm
Molecular function (GO): ATP binding; protein serine/threonine kinase activity
Source: RefSeq, a predicted model, not a curated record
AUGGAGAAAUAUGAAAGAAUCAUGGAAAUUGGACGUGGGUCGUAUGGGGUUGUGUGGAAAGCCAUGAAUAAGCAGACCGGAGAGGUUGUUGCGAUCAAGAAACUCCUCGAAGAAUAUCACACAGCGGAAGAGUGCAUGAACUUGAUAGAAGUCAAAUCACUCAUCAAGAUGGCCAAUCAUCCGAAUAUCGUAAAACUUAAGGAGGUCAUACGAGAAAACAACACACUAUUCUUGAUAUUUGAAUGCAUGGAAUGCGAUCUCUACAAGCUUAUGGUUGCAAGAAUGAAGCGGUUCUCCGAAACCGAAAUAAGAAACUUGUGCUUCCAAAUCUUUCAAGGUCUUGCACACAUGCACAAGAAAGGCUACUUUCACCGUGACCUCAAACCUGGGAACCUUCUUGUAUCCAAGAAUACGGUAAAGAUCGGCGAUCUUGGUAUGGCCCGCGAGACGAAUGGUAAACCGCCAUACACUCAAAAUGUUACAACGUUAUGGUAUCGUGCUCCGGAGGUGUUUCUACGUUCGUCAUUUUACAAUUCUUCGGUUGAUAUGUGGGCUGCUGGUGCAAUCAUGGUUGAGUUAUUUACCAACCGACCAUUGUUUCAAGGUUCUUCUGAAGCAGAUGUAAUGCAUAAAAUCUGUCGAGUGUUAGGCACCCCAACUGAAAGUACGUGGUUCUCGGGACUUGAUCUUGCUGAAAACAUAAGCUAUCGGUUUCCUGAUUUUCCUGGUGUGCGGUUUUCUGAACUAUUGCCGAAUGCAAGCUCUGAUGCGGUUAAUCUUAUUGCAUCACUUCUUUCAUGGUGUCCUUGUGAAAGGCCCACAGCCAUGCAAGCUCUUUAG